Molecule: messenger RNA, 1102 nt
Organism: Cygnus atratus (black swan)
Lineage: Eukaryota; Metazoa; Chordata; Aves; Anseriformes; Anatidae
Product: histone H2B 7-like
Exons: 1
Coding region: 1-381 (126 amino acids)
Cellular component (GO): nucleosome
Molecular function (GO): protein heterodimerization activity; structural constituent of chromatin; DNA binding
Source: RefSeq, a predicted model, not a curated record
AUGCCCGAGCCGGCCAAGUCUGCGCCCGCGCCCAAGAAGGGCUCCAAGAAAGCCGUCACCAAGACCCAGAAGAAGGGCGACAAGAAAAGAAAGAGAGCACGGAAGGAGAGCUACUCGAUCUACGUGUACAAGGUGCUGAAGCAGGUGCACCCCGACACGGGCAUCUCGUCCAAGGCCAUGGGCAUCAUGAACUCCUUCGUCAACGACAUCUUCGAGCGCAUCGCCGGCGAGGCGUCGCGCCUGGCGCACUACAACAAGCGCUCGACCAUCACCUCGCGGGAGAUCCAGACGGCCGUGCGGCUCCUGCUGCCCGGCGAGCUGGCCAAGCACGCCGUCUCCGAGGGCACCAAGGCGGUCACCAAGUACACCAGCUCCAAGUAAGCUGCCUCUGCAGCCCAUGCUAGACCUGCUCGACCCAAAGGCUCUUUUAAGAGCCACCCACCUUUUCAAUAAAAGGGCUGUAUAGUCAUAUAAGGAGGGGUGGGGGGGACGAUUCGAGAUGUUAUUUAGUGUGAUCGUGCUUUAUAGAGUCAUCUGAAGUUACAGUUAAAACUAAUUACAGUAAAAAAUUCCCAGCUAGUUUUGUGUACCAAGAAAUGAAAACUUCUUUAAAAAAAAGAAGUAUGUGCAAGUAAUGUCUUUAUUGUCAUGGAAAUAUUUUUUUUUUUCUGUAGGUGAAACUCUUAACCGUUUACUUUUUCACUUUUGUUUUAAAAAUUAUAUAUUUAUUGUAUAAUGCAUUCUGAUCAAUGUCCUGUUUCAGUUCCCCUACGGUUUUCAUGUAUCUGCUGCAAAUGUAAGGAAAACUUUUGUGUAGAUUAUUAGCUCUUGAGAGAGAAUUCAAUUUGCUUUAUUGUUAACGGAAGCUCUGUGUACGGUGUUGUAGCUGCUGUAACAACGUCUACUGCUCGAGGGUGCCUCAGUCCGUAUAUAUUUUCAGAAUUGAACUGAAGGAGGUGUCCACAGUGCACUGUAAUGUAAAAACUUAAAUAGUAACAAUUGCUUUCUUGAUAAGCUGUUAAUCACUGUUACUAGCUACCAGCCUCCACAUCUAAAAAAGCAUAUAAUGGUUAAUAAAACACAAGUUUUUUUCUAAAAGUUA